AUGGAAGAAAAUGAAAUUAUCUUGAAAAUUAUACAAAAUCUACCAAAAAUUGAAGUUAACAAAGAUCCUGAUAAUAGUUCAACUGGAGUGAAUCAAACGGACUCUGAUGAAGAUUUCGAUGCAGGCGCUAAUGAUGGAUGUCAAUUUCGAUAUGAAGAGCAUCGAGGCAGUAAUCUGGUACUACAACAUAUCACUGGACGACGUGGAUCAUUUUUGUAUAGGCAAGACACUAAUUCAGGUCAUUCACACUACAGUUCAAGGCAUGAAUCAAUCACAGGGGAUGAAUUGAGUAGACAUCAAGUCGAUGAACCGAUUGUAACACCAUUUGCACAAAUUUUGGCUAGUUUAAGAAAAGUUCGAACAAAUUUUAUCCUGUUAACAAAUGUAACAAGUACAAGAGAUUCACGAUUUGGUGCUGUUCAGCCAAUGCAGGCCAUCGAAGACGGUACUAAUUCAUCAUCAUAUUCAGAACUCAAAAUUGGUUCUUCUGGACAGGCAAAGGUGACAGCUACUGAAACUCUAGAAGAACUUGAAUGGUGUUUAGAAAGACUGGAAAAUAUACAGACUCAUCGAUCUGUCAGUGAUAUGGCAUCAAGUAAAUUUAAAAAGAUGUUAAACAAAGAAUUGAGCCAAUUCGCUGAUGGUGGUCAAAGCGGCAAACAAAUUUCAGAAUAUAUCUUCUCAACAUUUUUAGACUCUAAAGAAAAUGAUCCACUGAAUAGCCCUUCAUCCAUGAUAACAACCACACCGCACGGUAGCGGUGGAAGUAAUACACAUGGUGUAUGCAAUAACAGCAAUAACUCAGAGAUGACGACGUGUUCCUCUUCAUCUGUUCCAAAGAAAGCAGAUUCAUCUGGGAUACAUAUUGCAACAAGACCUAUUGAAUUAGAUCAUGUACUGCCCGCGGUGACUACACUUCCUAACUCGACAACAACAACAACAACACAUAUUACUGAUGGGCAUAUAACAACAAAAAUCAGUGGAAUCAGUACAAAUAACAGUUUGUCUACCUCAGUCGGUACAAUGUCUGUAUCUACUUCAGUGGUUAAUUCUUCAUCAUCAACGGCAUCUCCACUGGUAUCAUUAUCAGUUGCAUCGUCAGGAAUUGAUGAAAUAAGGAGUGGAGAUGAUAAAAGUACUGGAAAACUCCAGUCGAAUACUUCUGAGAAUAACAGUAAUAAUCCUUCUAUUUUUGUCCCUACACCUAGUCCUCCUAUUCAUUUUCAACAUCCCCAUCAACAUCAACAUCAUCAUCAUCACCAUCAUGAACACUCUAGUGAGAAUAAUUUGCCAACCUCAAUUGUACCGUAUAUAAUGAAUUCUAAAAAUCCUGCUAGACUUGAAGAACUGUUGCAAAAUUCACUCGACCUAUGGGGGAUCGAUAUUUUUGAAAUUGACCAGCUAACAACACAUCCUCUCACUUGUAUAUUUUUCAAUAUUGUACAGAAAAGAAAUCUUUUACAACGAUUUUCUAUACCUGAAAGUAAUUUAAUUUUAUAUAUGAAUGCUGUAGAAGAAAAAUACAAUGACAAUCCAUAUCAUAAUUGUAUUCAUGCAGCUGAUGUUGUCCAAUCAACACAUAUACUGUUAAAUGCUCAGUCAUUAGAGUCGGUUUUUACAGAUUUAGAAAUUUUUACCGUCCUGUUUGCUUGUGCUAUUCAUGAUGUUGGGCAUCCAGGCGUUACAAAUCAAUAUUUAAUCAAUACAAAUGACAAAUUGGCAAUUUUAUACAACGAUUCAUCUGUACUCGAGAAUCAUCAUUUAGCUAUUGCAUUUUCACUACUCGGUCAACCAGGUCAUGAUGUUUUUGAGAAUUUUCCAAGGAAACAACGACUCAGUUCUAGACGUAUGAUUAUUGAUAUGGUUUUAGCUACAGAUAUGUCAAAGCAUAUGAGUUUACUGGCUGAUUUAAAAACAAUGGUUGAAACAAAGAAAGUGGCUGGAUCUAGUAUUCUUACACUGGAAAGUUAUAUUGAUAGAAUGCAGAUUUUACAAAAUAUGGUACAUUGUGCUGAUUUAAGCAAUCCAGCUAAACCAUUAGAUUUGUAUAGACAAUGGACAGGUCGUGUUAUGGAAGAACUUUUCCGUCAAGGGGAUAAAGAACGUGAAUUAGGCAUCGAUAUUAGUCCGAUAUGUGAUAGAAAUACAGCGACUAUAGAAAAAUCACAGGUGAGUUUCAUCGAUUACAUUGUUCAUCCAUUAUGGGAGACAUGGUCCGAUCUAGUAUAUCCAGAUGCACAAAAUAUCCUUGAAACCCUAGAAGACAAUCGUGAAUGGUAUUUCAGUCAAAUUAAUGAAACCAACAACGGGGAUAUGAAUAAUAAUGAUGGUGAUGAUGAUGAUAAUAAUAAUAAUACUGAAGAUAAAAAUAAAACUACUACUACUACUACUGCAGAGAAUGAAGAAUAA
Trichobilharzia regenti is the source of this 2409-nucleotide messenger RNA. Lineage: Eukaryota; Metazoa; Platyhelminthes; Trematoda; Strigeidida; Schistosomatidae. The record is from the annotation of a GenBank genome assembly.